GUCAUCAGCAACACUGAUGUGAGAACGGCCAUGCUGAACCGCACCUUUGCCGCCCUGAGUCCUGCAUUCCCCACCUUCAAUAGUACCGUCUGGGAAGAUUGGUUCCAAGUCAAACUAGUUCUACUGCUGCCCAGUAUCAAUACUGACACUCUGGAAACUAUACCAAACAACAUCUCCUGUGACUCCUACCAAGCAAUAAUCAAAGGCCUUGACUGUGUAUUCAAAUCUCUCUCUCCUGAACAGUCUCAGACUGUGUUCACUUUCUGUAAAAAUUUCUUGACUCAGCAAUCCCCUGAAGGGUUUCCUUGUGUAAACAGCACCAUUAGUACCAAGGAUUGGAUGGGAAGGAAUUUAGGAAGAUUUAGCAGUAUUGCUACAUUCGGGGACCUCAGGCUGCUCAACAGGAAUUUUGCCAUGCUGGAGGACCUGGAUGUUUUGACAUUGCUUCAAUUCACCCAGCUUGUAGCCACUCCAGGAAUCGUGAAUACCUCAGAUGAUGUCAGGAAACUGAUGAUAUUUUUGAACUCUUCCAAUUCUGCACAGUUCUUUGAUGUAUUCAUACCUGCUGUCCAGGGACGAGAUUUGCCAAAUGCUGUGAAGACAGCACUGCUACAGGGGGCUCUUGAUAAAGGUAACCUGUCUGCAGCCGACGAUGCAGCGAUCCUGAGGUGGCUGGAUACCAGGCUCAAGCCUCUGCUGCCAGCACUGACUCCAAUCCAAGUGCCGCUCCUCUUCAGCUUUCUGAAGAAUAAAAACUGCAGUACAAACCACCAAGCUGUGAAAAUACUGAGCUCCAUUAGUGUCACACUGAAUGAAAUUGUACAGAAAGAAGUCUACAACGCUAUUCUGACCACACUUAAAGAUCCAGCUCCACUACGCUGCUACACAAAUAACAGCUUCCUUGUGUACAUGAACGAUACCUUCCUCAACUUUGGAAGUUUCCUUACUCUAACCAGCAUCCUUUCAGUGGCUCCAGAAACACGUGCAGCAGGGCUGGUAAACACUGUAACACCCACUGAGCUGAGUGAAUUUCUCAGCGUGCCUGAACGCAUUGACAACUCCACCCUGCUCACUGAAGUUUUGAAAAACUACAGACAGUUACCUCUGUUCGUUGAUGGUUUUAAUGGGAGGACUUCGCAGUUGAACAUCUCUAAAGCCAUUAAAUCAUCCAUCCUGAGGGCUGUGUGGCCUACGGUUCUGAGCACUGAUAGUGAAGCUGAACUGGAUAAAUGGUUUACCAAAAGACUGAUCCCAUACCUGGAAGCUUUCGAUAAGAACCUCAUUACUUCCAGUGACACUCUGGCUGCCAAAUGCUUGCCGUUCAGGAAAAUGGUUCAGGUUCUUGGAAACAGCAGCAGCAAUUAUACAGACCUCGACAGGAAGGAUGUGUAUGGUACAAUUAAUUCAUAUCUUUCAACAGGCACAAAGCCGAAGUGUUUUAAUGCUACAGACCCAACUCUGAAUUCAACUGCUUGGUUUGCUAAUUACCUCGGACCAUUCAUUACCUUCAGCAACAAAAGUGACAUCAAUUUAUUUGGUUCGACAGAACAACUUAAGAUCUUUGCAGAUAACCCUGACAAUCUGAAGCUCAUGAACAAUGAACUCAUCCCUCAGGAUGUCCGUGCUCUCUAUAGCUCAUUGGUGUUUGCUCAAAAUGCAGCAUUCAAUAUUUCAGAGCUUCCUGAUUCACUGCUUUGUUUUGCCCCGGACACUGGAUACUCUUCUGUGACAUCAGAUGAGCUGCGAGCUUUGACAGCGAAGUUGCUAAAAGCCUGUAACAAGACUAUAAAUCCUGUGAUUAUUUCAGGUGUGGUCGGAAAAAUUGAAAAUGCCUCUGCAGAAGACUUAAAAGCCCUAGGAAAUCAAAGUGGCCAACUUUCACAAGGACAGAUUGAUCAGAUUCAGCCUGGAGUUGUUAUGCAAACUCUUAACAUCCUGAAUACAGUCAAGUGGAACCAAGAACAGGCCAGUCUCCUGGUUAAAAAGCUGUUCGGAAAUGGGUACAAGCUUGACAGUGUAAAUUCGCUUACAUCUCUGGGAACCCUGGCCCAAGGCCUGCCUUCUACCACAAUUGAGAGUGUUAGCCCUGAAGUAGCUGUCAACGUAGCAAAGGAUCCAGCUUUUGUUCAGAACAUCAUUAAAGGACCAGAAGUUGUUCAACAGAUAUUUGUUAACAAGAUAAUUACUGUGAGCAAUGAUCCCAGCACCAUUUUGCAAAAUAUUCCUAAUGAAAUGGCAGGUCUAAUUCCAUUGCGUUUAUUGACUUUCUCUGGAAACACGUUUAAUCUUGAACAAAUCAAAAAUAAACAAUGGAAAAAGGAACAGGCGUCCCUGUUUUUUGACAAAGUAGCGAUCACCAGUACCAGUUAUGAUGAUCUUUCCCCAUCUGUACUGCAAGGAUUCAGCUGCAGUGCCAUGCAAAACAUUCCAAACAACAACAUCGUCAACAUUAUCAAAGCUUGUAGGGGUAAAAAGGUACCCCUAGUGGAGGACCAGCUGUCCUGCAUGGCUUAUCAUGUCACUGCAAAUGCAUCACCACAGGACUUCACCAGCUAUCCUGUAGACAUGUUGCUCUAUUACCCCUACAGUCAGAUUCCAUCAGAAAACUGCCAAUCAUACUUUAAAGCAACUGGUGAUGCAAAAUUUAACGUUUUAUCCGAGACAUCAAAUAAACCAACUGCCCUCAUAAACUCUGCUAAAAACUGUCUGGGUAUAACAGGCACCAGGCUCAGCAGUGAAAAUUUAAAUGUGCUCAACAAUAUGGUCUGUAUCCUGAAUGGAAGCUACAUUGAAAACUCGGACAAUCUAAUCUUGGAAAAACUCAAGAAGUGCGAACAGCUCACUGGUGGACAAAUUGCAUCUGUUCAGAAAGUACUUUUCAGCGGCACUACAAAAUAUGGAAACCCUUCAACCUGGACACAGCAGACUCUCAAAGACCUUGAAGAAUUGCCAUUGUUCCUAACAAGCGAGUUUUGGUCCAAGUUCAAUAAGGAUGACAGAAAAAGCUUCCUUAAAGAGUUCCUCAAAGACCAGAAAAUAAGCCUAAAAAAAGAACUUUUUAGACAACUAGGUCUGGCAAGAAGAGCAAGACGUGCAGCUGGGUGCACUGUUGGAGAAGUAACAACAGCCACGAUCAAUGAAGUUACUUUCCCAAUUGAUUAUGAUGAGACACAGUUCAGCUUGUGUUUAGCCAGCAACACUGUGAAGAACAACCUGGCUCUCUUGACUGGAAAAGUUUUGGUUGAAAAUCAUCAGACUAUCCUUUUGCAAAAAUUAAAUGAGGCAUACAACAACAACAUUCCUGAGGAUCAACUUCAAUUGCUUGGUGCCACUUCACGAGUGGCCACUUUAUCUGACAUCAAUUCAUGGACCAUCACUACAAUUGAUACUCUGUCAGCUUUGAUGAAAUCUGAGGACGGGGGAUGGGCUGCUGAUAAGAGUGCAGCUAUAAUUACAAAAUAUUUAGGUGCUGGCAAAACCUUGGAUGCUGUAGCACUGAAAGCUAUUGGCGGUGAAAACCUGUGCUCUCUUAGUGUGAGCCAACUGAAAAACAUUACAGCACCUAACCUGAGAGAUGCAGGGGCUUUGGACAUUUCUUCAUGCACUCCUGAGAAAAAGAAAGAACUGUACAAUACAGCUUCUGCAGCUUUGAUCAGCCAGAGGAGUGAUGUGCUGACGUACUACAACCUCAUCAAGCCCUAUCUAGGUGGUGCUCCCCUGAAUGAAAUACAGAGAAUUAGUACACAGAACAUUAACAUGGACUGGACAACUUUCAUGAGCCUUGACAAAGAUGUUAUCAUGAAACUCACCCCUAAUGAGGUUAAAACCAUUCUCGGCACCAACUUGGGAGAACUUAAAAACAGACUACAGGAUCCAACAAUAAAGGCAUGGUCAUUGCUUCAGCAACAGUCAGCACUUAACAAUCUUGGGAUAACUGGGUUAACUGGAAAACCAGACCCUGUUCCAGGUGGCAUCAUAACAGCUCUGAAACCAGUGGGAGCAGGAGCGAACCUGAUCGUACCUCGCCUGCUACAGACGCUCUUCAUUGGUGUGCUGAUAGCUGCAUUGCAAAAAGUCCUGUAACUUGACAGGUUUGAUUAAAGUAUACCAAGCUUACCAGGAUGAAAAAAUAAUAAUGUGCACACAAAUGCACUUAACUUUAGUUUCUCAUGUUUUAUGGUGUUAUUGCACAACAAUUGUUGUUGACACUUUUCUACUUAGGAUCUAGUAUAUAUAUUACAAAGAAUGUUUAAUACAGCUUUAAUAUAAUUGGCAUACAUGUUGUACUACUCUUUACAUAAUGUUUAAGAAGUUUUUGUAAAUACAAUAUUAUUACAAAUGUGCACACUUGAACUAUGAAUGAUAUGUAUGGCAAAUGCACUGUCGUUACAACAAUGAAUAUUAUCCGUUUCUGAUUCUCUGAUUUUAUUUUUUGUUUCUUUUAUCGAUAUACCUUAAUAAAAAUAAUAAUUAAAAAAA
This is a messenger RNA of Acipenser ruthenus (sterlet), 4479 nucleotides long. RefSeq lists its product as uncharacterized. The coding region runs from base 31 to 4083 and encodes 1350 amino acids. Gene Ontology annotation, cellular component: cell surface. The record is from RefSeq and is a predicted model, not a curated record. Lineage: Eukaryota; Metazoa; Chordata; Actinopteri; Acipenseriformes; Acipenseridae. Gene Ontology annotation, biological process: cell-matrix adhesion. The transcript is spliced from 30 exons.